This is a messenger RNA of Onychomys torridus (southern grasshopper mouse), 2249 nucleotides long. It is a transcript of the gene Prkar2b, whose product is annotated as protein kinase cAMP-dependent type II regulatory subunit beta. The coding region runs from base 224 to 1477 and encodes 417 amino acids. The record is from RefSeq and is a predicted model, not a curated record. The transcript is spliced from 11 exons. Gene Ontology annotation, molecular function: cAMP-dependent protein kinase regulator activity. Lineage: Eukaryota; Metazoa; Chordata; Mammalia; Rodentia; Cricetidae. Gene Ontology annotation, biological process: regulation of protein phosphorylation. Gene Ontology annotation, cellular component: cAMP-dependent protein kinase complex.
GGGCAGCAGCUGCAGGAGAAGGAGCGGGAGGAGCUGGAGAUGCUGCCAACCCUCCCGGGCUGCGCUCGCUUUGCCGCUGCCGCUGCACGGAGCAGCCGCGCCGGGGGCCCAGAGCGCCGCGCUCGCAGCCGGUAGCGCCGGGGGCGCUCGCUCCGGGGCCGCGCAGCCCGAGACCGGACCGCGGAAAGGGGGCGAGGGCGGCGCCCCAGCGUGCACAGGCAGCAUGAGCAUCGAGAUUCCCGCGGGGCUCACGGAGCUGCUGCAGGGCUUCACGGUGGAGGUGCUGAGGCACCAGCCCGCCGACCUGCUGGAGUUCGCGCUGCAGCACUUCACGCGGCUGCAGCAGGAGAACGAACGCAAGGGCGCCGCACGCUUCGGUCAUGAGGGCAGGACCUGGGGGGACGCGGGCGCCGCCGUCGGGGGCGGCACCCCCAGUAAGGGUGUCAACUUCGCCGAGGAGCCCAUGCGCUCUGACUCCGAGAACGGCGAGGAGGAGGAGGAGGCCGCGGAAGCAGGGGCGUUCAACGCUCCAGUUAUAAACCGGUUCACAAGGCGUGCCUCAGUUUGUGCAGAAGCUUAUAAUCCUGAUGAAGAAGAAGAUGAUGCAGAGUCCAGGAUAAUACAUCCCAAAACUGAUGAUCAGAGAAGCAGAUUGCAAGAGGCUUGCAAAGAUAUCCUGCUGUUUAAGAACCUGGAUCCAGAGCAGAUGUCUCAAGUGUUAGAUGCCAUGUUUGAAAAAUUGGUCAAAGAAGGGGAGCAUGUAAUUGAUCAAGGUGAUGAUGGUGACAACUUUUACGUCAUUGAUAGAGGAACAUUUGAUAUUUAUGUAAAAUGUGAUGGUGUUGGAAGAUGCGUUGGUAACUAUGAUAAUCGUGGGAGUUUUGGAGAACUGGCCUUAAUGUACAAUACACCCAGAGCAGCUACAAUCACUGCUACCUCUCCUGGUGCUCUGUGGGGUUUGGACAGGGUAACUUUCAGGAGAAUAAUUGUAAAAAACAAUGCCAAAAAGAGAAAGAUGUAUGAAAGCUUUAUUGAGUCACUGCCGUUCCUCAAGUCUCUGGAGGUCUCUGAACGCCUGAAGGUGGUAGAUGUGAUCGGCACCAAAGUUUACAAUGAUGGAGAACAGAUCAUUGCUCAGGGAGAUUUGGCAGAUUCUUUUUUCAUUGUAGAAUCUGGAGAAGUGAAAAUUACUAUGAAAAGAAAGGGUAAAUCAGAAGUGGAAGAGAAUGGUGCCGUGGAAAUUGCUCGGUGUUUUCGGGGACAGUACUUUGGGGAGCUUGCCCUGGUCACUAACAAACCAAGAGCAGCGUCUGCACACGCCAUUGGGACUGUCAAAUGUUUAGCCAUGGAUGUGCAAGCAUUUGAAAGGCUUUUGGGACCUUGCAUGGAAAUAAUGAAAAGGAACAUCGCCACCUAUGAAGAACAAUUAGUUGCACUGUUUGGAACAAACAUGGAUAUUGUUGAGCCCACUGCAUGAAGCAAAAGUAGAGAGCAGAAAGAGCAUUAGUGAAACAGUUAUGCCCUAGUGGUUAGUCCACUGAGAAUGUGUUUGUGUAGAUGCCAAGCAUUUUCUGUGAUUUCAGGUUUUUCCUUUUUUAAACAAAAAACAUUUACAUUGUAUCAGUAAACAGUAGUGAUUUAAUAGUCAAUAGGCUUUAACAUCACUUUCUACUGGGUACUUCAUUAAAAAAAAUCAACAUAUUCAUAAAAAUUACUUUCUAUUCCAUAAAAUUAUUUGACUGAAAGAUUUAUUCAAAUGGUUAUAAUAUAUUGAAAGCAUACAUGUUUAAGAAGAUAAUUAAAAGAUGUAAUCAUAGACCAAGCGAUGUGUUUGAAUUAUUCAAAUACCAAGUUAGUGACUGUCCCAUUUAAGGGGGAAGUUGGUAGUGACUCAUGCAAUCUAGCAUGGCAUCACAUUCUUUCUAUAAUUCAUCAAACAGUAAAAUGUCAGUCAUUCCAUUGUCUGGCUUGAUAAGUUGUGUCUUGGCCUAUUGGUGAAAUGGUAUGAAACAUCAUAUGCAAUUUAAAAAUUUUUUAUAUUUUUGCAAUAAAGUACAUUUCGACUUCUUUGACAAAUGUCAGUAAGUAGCCUAUGUAAUUGAGUGGCUUUUGAGGCUUGGCAACUUGGUCAUUAUAAUUGGGCAGAGAGUCUUUUGAGAUGAAAGCAUAAAUGCAUUUUUCUGUCAUCUUAUUUUUCCCCUCAAGACAAGGUUUCGCUAUGUAACCCUGGCUCUCCUGGAACUCACCCU